AUGGGACAGGUGAUAAGGGCGGCCAUGGUCAGCGCGAGCGAGAUAAUUGGCAAGCGGAUAGCGGUAGAAGCGACCGGAAGCCAUCGCCAGUGCCUGCAGCGCCCAAGCAAAGACGCCGUUGCUGAGGCCAAGCUCGCUGAAGCUAAAUCCAAACUCGCCGCAGCUGGUGGUCAGCUACUCAACGCUGACAACUCGGCCAUAACCGAGAAAGAUCUUGCUUCGGUUGUGGAAGAUGACGAGGCAGCGGGGCAGCUUGCUCGGGCAAUAGACAAAACGGACGCGUUGCAGCAGGAUGAGGUAUGGCACUUCUUCCAGGAUGGUGACACUCGGCCCGCUGAGCGGACCUUUCCAAACAAGAGUCUGCCGCCUGAACCGUGGGCGAUGAUGUUAAAGAGCCCGGAAACACGGGAACAGGCCUUUACCUCAGGCUGUGUGCAGAUGAUUGCGGCUACUAAAGCACUACCAGAAGAGUUGAUGAUAUGGAUGAUGGAUGAACUACUUUACCAAACAAGGGAAGACCUCACUCAUGCAUAUCUAAGGGCACUCCAAUCGUGCGGAACGAGAGCCAGCGCAUGCCUGACUCCUAGCCGGUUAUACCAGCUCUUCCGUGACCUGGGCGCAAAGCAGGAAGCCAUAAAUUCGAGCGGCAGCUUAACACCAUCACGUCAAUCGGAUGACACGCUCAAUCCGCCCCUUCCGUCAGGGCUCAGAUGGGUUCUCGAUCUCUUGCGGAUAUUAGCGACCAGCUUCACGGAUGAAACGCGCAGCGCCGCUUUGAGCAUCGCUCUACGGCUAUGCUUCGACAUCAGUGUUCUAGCAGAUGGCCGUAUCCAGCACUCCGUUCAAGAGGCCAUUAGCGCGCUGAUCGAUAGUAUACCUGGCACGCUUGCUGAAGAGACUCUCCACUCAGUCGCCCUGUCCAUCUUCACCACCCUCAAACCUCCUAUACUCCGCCUCCGCCUCGCCACAGCGCUCCCCACCCACUCUCCUCGCCAGGCAAAGCUCGCCCGCCGCCUCGCCCUUGCGUCCUUCAUGAACGACCCCCGCUUCCUCACCUACUCCCUCAUAGAACCGAAGCUCAGCUGCACAGUGACGCGCUACCUCCUAAAAUCGCGCUCCUUCCGCAUCGACCGAAAGACCGACUACCUCGCCCUCGCCGCGAAGAUCGACCUGCUCGACCUCGCGCUCGGCACCGGGUUCUCCGAUUUCAAUUUUUUCGGGCUGUCCGCCGCGCCCUCGACAACGGGUCAAGCGACGCGGAUGAAGCGGGACCCGGAAAGCAAGGCCGCGGAAGCGACCUUCAAUGCCGAUGUCGACGCGCUGGAGCAGCAGCUCAAACUCAUCGAGAAUAUGAUUGUGAGUGCCGGGGCCGAGUAUCUGAAUAAGAUCCAGGCGAAGAACAGUAUUGAGCGGCUGUGCUCGAGGUUGCGGAAUACGGUUCGGACGGUCGAGUGGAGCGGGGAGGAUGUUUUUGCGGGGAGUGUGGGGAGUAGUGCGGUCAUGCAGAGGUGGGUGGGGAGGGGGAGGGGGAGGGACGUGGAUGGUGGAGGCGAGGCGGGUAGGGAGGCGAAGAGGAAGUGGGAUGCGGUUGAUGGUGUUGAGGAGGUGCGCGGGUUGAAAGGUGUUAUAGGAGCGGUGUGA
This is a messenger RNA of Coniosporium apollinis CBS 100218, 1641 nucleotides long. RefSeq lists its product as uncharacterized. Bases 1 to 1641 code for a protein of 546 amino acids. The transcript has 3 exons. The record is from RefSeq and is a predicted model, not a curated record. Lineage: Eukaryota; Fungi; Ascomycota; Dothideomycetes.